This is a messenger RNA of Bacidia gigantensis, 1233 nucleotides long. RefSeq lists its product as uncharacterized. Bases 1 to 1233 code for a protein of 410 amino acids. The transcript has a single exon. NCBI's taxonomy places the organism in Eukaryota, Fungi, Ascomycota, Lecanoromycetes, Lecanorales, Ramalinaceae. The record is from RefSeq and is a predicted model, not a curated record.
AUGGCCCCAAUGUCUCCAAUUGAAUCGUUCUCCUGGGAUCCUUGCCUUGUCUUUAAUCUUAAUCUAAACGAGACGACGUGUCGAGGCUUGACUCUUAAAGGAGUCCGGUGCAGGAAUCCCUUGAACCAAACAUUGGAUCAUGAGAUUAGGAGACUUGUCUCCAGAUUAGGCCAGCAAGACCCUUCUGACAUAAAGCUAAAGCAUAUCAUGCCAAUUGCAAACUUACUAUUGUGCAAACGCAACCAUCGUGGAGAACAGGACGAGGACAAAGCUACCGAAUUCUUCGAGGAUCUUCAAUAUUUCAAUGACUAUGGAGCCUCCCGAUAUCAGACUAAGAAAUCCCUAAAGCUCGCAGUCGUCAAGGAAGAGAGAGACACAGCUUUGGAAGAUGCCAUCAAGCUCGAGUCUGACUUGAGAGAUAUUACAGAGCAGUUGCACCACGAAGAGGCCAAGAACAAAAAGCUUCGUGCCAAAGUGAAGCCUCUGGAGUUCAAAUGUGAGGUCUUUCUCAACAAGCUGAGAAUGCAAGAAGACACAGCAAACAAGCACCUUGCAGAAAUCGCCCGCCUCUCCUGCUUGUCGAGCUCGCAGGAAGCGGAAAUAGCAGAGCUCGAAUCUGCAAGUAAACAUCAUGAGGAGGAGUCUGACAUCUUCAAAAAGGAGAAUGACCGGCAGAGAAGAAGAGAUUCUGACUUGCAAGAAAAAGUUGACAUGCAAGCCCAGGCUCUCGACCAGCAGAGAGAAAGAAACCAUAACUUGCAAGAGGAAGUUGACAUGCAAGCGCAGACUCUUGACCACGAGAGAAGGAAAAAUUACAACCUGCAGGAGGAGGUUGAGACGCAAGCGCAAAAUCUUGAACAAAGAGACAAUAAGAUUGAGGUACUGCACAGCAGCGUCCGCGACACUGAAGCCAAGCAUAACGGCCACAUCAAAGAAAUGCAGCUCGAAGUCUCUAAAAGAGACACCUUGUUAGUUCAGCAAAAUAAAUUGAUUGAUGCGAUUCAUUCGAGAACCAAGAUUGAAAGCCAGGAGAAUGCGAAAUUGAGAAAGCGAGCUCUUGCCCAAUUCUUCAUUAACCACGUUCAGCAAAGCAUCAAGCAGCGCAGAUACGAGGAGGUUGAGGCAGACAACCGCACGUUGUCCAGCAGUCAGAAAAGCCUGCAGUACGCUUUGUGCAAUCUUGAAGGAGACUUGAAUGCUUUGGAGGUAGGCGAUCACUUCGCAAUGAGAUGA